Pelmatolapia mariae (spotted tilapia) is the source of this 822-nucleotide messenger RNA. It is a transcript of the gene grap2b, whose product is annotated as GRB2 related adaptor protein 2b. Lineage: Eukaryota; Metazoa; Chordata; Actinopteri; Cichliformes; Cichlidae. Gene Ontology annotation, biological process: signal transduction; regulation of MAPK cascade. Gene Ontology annotation, molecular function: phosphotyrosine residue binding. The record is from RefSeq and is a predicted model, not a curated record. The transcript is spliced from 6 exons. The coding region runs from base 1 to 726 and encodes 241 amino acids. Gene Ontology annotation, cellular component: nucleoplasm; plasma membrane; cytoplasm.
AUGGAGGCUACGGCCAAGUUUGACUUUGAAGCUAAAGCGGAGGAUGACCUGAGUUUCAAAAGAGGAGACUGCUUGAAAAUUCUGCAAACUUCUGGGAACUGGUACAGAGCAGAGCACAACGGAGCUAUGGGCUUUGUCCCAAAAAACUAUAUCGACAUUCACAUCCCCAGCUGGUAUCAGGAAAACACCAGUCGCACUGACGCCCAGGAGAUACUGAUGUCACAGCCCGUGGGGGCCUUUCUCAUACGAAGCAGCCGAAAACCAGCUCCAGGCGACUUCUCCAUCUCUGUCAGACAUCCAGCAGAUGUUCAGCACUUCAGGGUGAUGCGUGACAGCAGAGGGCAGUACUACCUGUGGUCAGAAAAGUUUCCCUCACUCAAUCAGCUGGUGGAAUACUAUAAAAAAAAAUCCAUCUCCAAACAGAGUCUACUAUUGCUGAAAGAGACACAAAAAGAGGAAAGAGGAGACUCAAAUAAGCUUCUACCUCCUCUUCCUAUUUUUUCACCUUCUGAUCGCGCGCCUUCUCCAGCACCACGACAGCGCAAAACCUCCCACACAACGCAGGUCAGAGCCCUUUACGAUUUCAAGGCAGAAGAGGCGGACGAGCUGGAGUUCAGUGCAGGGGAUAUCAUUGAGGUUUUGGAGGUCUCUGACCAGACCUGGUGGAAAGGUCAGCUAAGGGGCAAAAAAGGCCUUUUCCCCUCCAACUACACCAAACCCAUCUGAGAGGACCGCCCACAGACAAACAUCUGUAAAACUACUGCAACUUUUUAGUCAAACGUCUAAUGCUGGUUUUGUUUGUGUUUUUGAGAUUAAAUUUCA